Molecule: messenger RNA, 1737 nt
Organism: Trichophyton benhamiae CBS 112371
Lineage: Eukaryota; Fungi; Ascomycota; Eurotiomycetes; Onygenales; Arthrodermataceae
Product: RNA polymerase III transcription factor subunit, putative
Exons: 5
Coding region: 1-1737 (578 amino acids)
Biological process (GO): transcription initiation at RNA polymerase III promoter
Cellular component (GO): transcription factor TFIIIC complex
Source: RefSeq, a predicted model, not a curated record
AUGUCUCAUGAACACACUGGUGGCGAGCGUACUGCUCCGUGGUAUGCAGUGCCGCCACAGGACGUUGUCAGCGUAGAACACCCAUGUGUUGUAAGAAACAUCGAUAAAGCCAUUGAUACCCUCCAAGGCCAUGCAGCAAUAUCAGAAAUGCUUGAUGCGUCAAAUCGAGACUCACCCUUGACUCUCAUGUUGAAUCCGGAAGAUGUCAUGAGUAGGCCAAUAAGAUCUACAAGCAAGCAGACAAACAAUAUUCUUCUCAAGGUUACUGUGCCCAGGAGGACCGGGCGAAGGCGGAAGCGAGGUUCUCAGGACCCGUUCGUUGAUAGCCAUGAGGAUGGGGAAGCGACGCCUCUUAGCCAACUAGAUGCUCGAGGCCUUCUUCAGCGUCUACGGGAAGAUGCCGGGCGGUACCAAGUAGAUGUUGUUGGCCAGGUUAAUCGAACACAUGUUUUUAGAGGACUGCCUGAUUUUGCAUACUCAACGACAAGCAGCCCUUUCAUACAAAAAUUCCGAGAGACGAUAUUACCAUUCGAGUCCCUAAGUAACAACGACGUUGCCUUCCAAUAUCUCUACCGACAAAACCCAACAGUGAAGCGUUCGAUUGACCCAUCUGGCCAAGUAACAACUGCCAACACCCAACGAAUAGUAAAGAUACCCACUCACCUUGUGUCUUACGACAUAUCAGCGGUACCAACGGAGCCACAACCAAAUUGCCCACCACUGUCAGAUCAGGACCCUACGGUCCACGACACUGUGGCUGCCCUGCGCGCACUUUUUAAUGAAAGACCAGCUUGGACUCGUCGCGCUCUUCGUAACAAACUGCCCACACCCGAAAGAAAAUAUGCCCUCCGUAUCGCCAUUCCAUAUGUCGGCUACCUCUUCCGCUCGGGACCCUGGCGAGAUGGCAUAUUCAAAUUUGGCUUUGAUCCCCGAAUCUCGCCUGAUUACAGAAUCUAUCAAACGCUUAUGUUCCGCCUUUUCCCAGUCUCAGCGGAGACGGAGGGACGGGAGCAGGAAAAUGACCCAAACGCACAAUUUACAACUACCACCACCCCUCUGUCGGGAAGGCGACACACUCUUCCUCGCCUAUCGUUUGAAAACAACACUGACCCUACACUCGCUAGAUCGCAUAUCUGGACUGGCGAACCGCCACUCUCCAAAGAUGGAAAGACCUGGAUGAUAGUAGAUAUUGAAGAUCCCAUACUCGCCCGGCUACUAGAUCCUUCGUCUCCUGACGCCCAUCCUCCUCGGGAAAAGUGUGAUAUCUAUUCCUGUGGGUGGUACGGCAACGUUACACUCUCAAUAGUUCGCACGAUAAUGCGUAUGAAGAUGACCAUGAUGAUGGAAGGCCGAACAGACUGGCCUUCGGAGCAAGAGUUAUUGCCUCUACUGAGUCUGCCGAGCCAUGUAGAUUCAGAGGAGGAUCUGAAUAAGCUAACUCUGGUUAAGGAUGGGCUGGGACCCGUACCAUCACAUUUACUCACAGAGAUUCGAGCAGUGGCUCGAAAUGUGCCGUGGAAAAUGGACAAGAUGAGGGAGAGAUUUAGGGGAGCCGUUGGGCCUUUAGGGAGGAGUGAAAAGAGAGUUAGAUGGGACGAUCAACCGGACGAGGAUGAAGAUGAUGGGGAGGGUGAGGAGCCGGAGCAAGAUCGGGACGAUGAUGAAGACGAUGAAGACGAAGUAAUGGGAGAUUACGAUGAAGGGGAAGAUGUCGAUAUCGAUUCCCAGAAGGGAUAG